CCAAAUAAUUUUUUGUGGACUUUUUGCUACUUCUUUCCGCGUUGUUUCUCUGACUACAACAACACUGCUUAUUCUUCUUCCUCCAUUCCUUCAUUUCUUUCAGGCGAUACUAUAUUAUUAUUUGUUUAGUCUCUUCUUUUUGCUGCAAUUGUUUAUUAUUUUCUAUUUUACACGCUUCUUUCACCAUAUCUUAAUUUAAAUGCUACCCUUUUGUUUAUUUUGAUUAAUCCCCACACAAAAUUAUCUCUCAGUUUUUUUUAUCCAUUAAAGUUUUCAUUUUUCAUUGAAAACCACACAAUUGUGUGAUACUGUUUAAAUUCUACAUUUUUAGGUGACUUUGAGUUUAGGUUACUUACUUAGCUUAGAUCAAUUUUGUUUCUAAUUCUGUUUGAAACUGUUUCUGUUAUUGUCACAAUUCUUAGAUCAAUUUUUGUUUCUAAUUCUGUUUUAUGGUUAUUGAGGAAUGACAAAUUUUCUAUGAAUUUGGAUUUGUAGUAAGGGAAUUUUCUGUGUAAUGAUGGAUUAUAGACCCUUUAGGUUAAGAUUUCUAAAUAUGUAUAUUUUAAGGUGAUUAAAUCUUAGGUUCACUUUGUCAAAAAAAAUCUUAGAUUCACUUUGUCAAUACAAAAAAAAAUAAAAAUUAGGGGCACUUAACAUAGAUCAUAAGUUGGAUCACUCAGUGUUGUCAAAUAGCGACUAUAGCAGUAUCGAUGCUAUAGCACGACAGUGUAGCGAAAUUUUAGCAAACCGCUAUUAUUCGACAGUAUACUAUUUAGUACCGAGUAUUGUCAGUUAACUGCUAUAGCAUAUGACAGUGUAGCGAAAUUUGAACAAACCGCUAUUUUUCGCUAUCUGCUAUUGACAACACUGGUAUUAGUGAUGCCAAGUUUCUCUUUUUUAUGUCAAUGUUUUUCCCCUGAUGGAACUAGAAAGAAAAACAACCCUUCACUAACAAGGGAUUUUGAGGAGAAUGGUAGCAAUUUGGUGGCAAUGAGUUCUAAGAAGAAAAUCAGCAGCAAUGAUCAAAGUGUGUUUGUUGGCUCCAAGGUUACGAGCACAUGUAAUGAAUCAGUUCCUGUGGAUGUGAUUUCUAAGUUACCAAAUAGUCAUGGUGGUCAAUCAAUGUUGAUUGAUUCCGAGGUGCAGAAUAGCCGAUGCAAUAUUAGUGAGAGUGAGAUAUUCAAGUAUUCUGAACUUGAAGAAGCCACCAAUAAAUUUGACACUAGUAGAAUACUUGGGAGUGGCGGCUACGGAACAGUUUACUCUGGAACACUUAAAGAUGGGCGUCUUGUUGCAAUAAAGCGCUUGCAUGAAGACAAGUUCAAGAUCUUACGGUUACAUGAUAAGAAGCUUGAAGAGGAGACACUAAGAAAGUUCAUCAAUGAAGUUUCAAUGUUAACUCGCAUGAGGCAUGAAAAUCUUGUCCAACUGUACGGCUGCACCUCUCCUCAAACUCGUGAACUACUUCUCGUGCAAGAAUAUGUUCCCAAUGGAACCUUGGCUCGUCGUCUUCGUAAAGACAUCUUGCCAUGGCGAACUCGACUAAAUGUUUCCGUACAAACUGCAAGUGCAUUGACUUAUCUUCAUGCUUCCAAUGUUAUCCACCGUGAUGUGAAAACGAGUAAUGUUCUACUUGACAGAAGUUUGAAUGCUAAAGUUGCAGACUUUGGAUUGUCGCGCCUUGUCCCGCAUGGUGCUACACACAUCACAACCGAUCCUGCGGGAACUCCCGGUUAUAUUGAUCCGGAGUAUUACGAACAUUGUCAUCUUUCGGAUAAAAGUGAUGUGUACAGCUUCGGAGUGAUAUUGGUCGAGUUGAUUUCAUCUUUGCCCGCAUAUAGCGAGGAUGAAAAACAACCUUUUCUUUCGGAUUUUGCUAUGGAUAAAAUAUUCAAUGGAGAACUCGAAAAGCUUGUCGACCCGAAUCUUGGACUUGAAUCAGACAAUUGGAUAAGUGAAACAGUAAGUGCAGUGGCAGAGUUGGCAUUUGGCUGUUUACAACCUCAAAGAAACAUGAGACCUUCGAUGAGUGAAGUGUUGAACACUCUUGAGAGCAUAAAAAGUGGAAGUUCUCAAAAAGCUCUUAAAUGGGGUUCAAAUCAUUGUUAUAAUGCUACCAAAGUUCAUAUUGUGUCACGUUUGCCUGAUGAUUAUUUUGAGAAGAAAUAGCAUAAAAGUGAAAUACUAUCUGCUAAUGUAUACUGAUUUCAACAUUUAUAUUAUACAUAUACUAAUCAUUUAUGUAUGUGUUCAA
Molecule: messenger RNA, 2254 nt
Organism: Trifolium pratense (red clover)
Lineage: Eukaryota; Viridiplantae; Streptophyta; Magnoliopsida; Fabales; Fabaceae
Product: LEAF RUST 10 DISEASE-RESISTANCE LOCUS RECEPTOR-LIKE PROTEIN KINASE-like 1.2
Exons: 2
Coding region: 880-2169 (429 amino acids)
Biological process (GO): protein phosphorylation
Molecular function (GO): ATP binding; protein kinase activity
Source: RefSeq, a predicted model, not a curated record